UAUUUCGAGGUUUGGUUGGGAUGACUUCCGGCGAAUGAACGUUUAUGAAGUGUUAUGAGGCUUGUUUCAGUGUUUUUCAAUUAGUUAUUAGCAGUCUUUGAUGAUUUUCGGAGGAUUGUGAUGGCAUUUAGACACGCAGUGAGGAGUCUCUGCAGGAUGAGAGGCGCUGUGAUGGUGGGAGCGGGAAUAUUCGCGAAGUGCGAGGGUUUCGAUAACAGCGGGUUGAAGGAGGAGCAGAGGGUCAAGUUCGAGGUGAAGGAGUUUGAGAAGCUGUCGUUCGAUUAUCUGAUCAAACAGUCGAGUAUUGAGGCGGUUAACAGUGCCAGCCAGGCACUUACUGUCACUUAUUCGGCUAUUGAGAGCACUAGUAAGGAGUAUAGGGUACUCUUGGGACAAUUAAUUAAUCUGAUGGAGGAGACGAUGAUUUUCGAGGUCAGUGAUGAACAUCGGGAUUUGAUUAUCGAAGUUAGGAUGGAGAUGCAGAGCAAGAAGGAGGUUUUGACUCAACUCCUGGGUUACAUGGAGUACGUCCAGAAAAUGGCAGAAGCUGUGACGAACGUGAGUUUCCUCGCGGGAAUGGACAAUCUAUCAAUUUCGUUAUCCGAAAGAAUGGAAGAUGCACAGAAACAAAAGGAGAGAGAAGUCCGAGACAAUCAGAAGCUGGAGACAGAGUACUACAAAAUCCAGGAGCAGUGUGUGAGGCAACACGAAACGAGGGAGAAGUCGAAGAGUUCAGACAGUACAAAUGUUCCAGAAGAGUUGGAUCUGGACUAGAAGUGAAAAAUUUGUGAAAAGCGAGGGAAAUAUUGUGGCUUUUGUUAUUCAGUACAAAAGUGGGGUCGAGGUGAAUCGAGACAAUGUGACGUCCUGGCACCAUCACCAGCCCCAGUGCCCUCGCUUCUGUGUGAUCCUCAGAGAGAAACUCCUCGCAGGAACCGAGAAUAACGUUUGCAUCGCGAUCAGUGCAUAAAAAUGCACCUGUGAGGACCCUUCCAUCAGUCAUUUUUAUUCUCAAUAAUCGAUUCAACCAGGAACGCAACUUUCUCUUGCCAGAAGUCUCCUCACUCGGUGACGUCUGCAGGAGAAAAGCCAAAUGUGUCUAGUUAAAUGAUUUUAUAAAAUUGAUCAUUCUAUUUUUCCACUGUUGUUCAUUUUACGGUUAUUUUGAAAACAAGUGGUUCGACGGAGGAUUUCCUCCCGAUUUUCUUGUAGCAUCACUCAUUAUUAUGAUAAUUCAAUAACAACUGAAUCGUGAAAUGAUGGGAAAGUUCUAGGCAAAUAUGCAAUUUCCAUCGAUAAUGAAUGUUUAAAGGAAAUCGUUUUAUUUGAAAAAUGUUUCAUUACAUUUUCUUAUGAAGCCACUCAUUACUGAGGAGAUUCUAUCAAUCAUUAAAUAUAGAAUAUUUAAAGUGUAGAAUUAUUAUUGAUCGUCAUUUAAUCUCAGAAACAAGUGACUUCAGGAGAAAUUCUCAAAUGGCCUUUGUAAAACCAAGGAAAUUUCCUGAAAAAAAUUUCUCUAGGCAUUUCAUUUCUACUUUUAUCAUUAACCAGAUAAUUUGAUAAUAAGAAUGUGAAGAAUGGACUUUUUCUGUUAUGUUUCAUCACUUUGUUAAUGAAAUUAUAAAUAAAAUAGAUAAUUCAAUAGUUA
Messenger RNA from Diachasma alloeum, 1648 nucleotides. RefSeq lists its product as uncharacterized. Lineage: Eukaryota; Metazoa; Arthropoda; Insecta; Hymenoptera; Braconidae. The transcript has 6 exons. The record is from RefSeq and is a predicted model, not a curated record. Gene Ontology annotation, cellular component: mitochondrion. Gene Ontology annotation, biological process: apoptotic process. Bases 121 to 774 code for a protein of 217 amino acids.